Molecule: messenger RNA, 378 nt
Organism: Rotaria sordida
Lineage: Eukaryota; Metazoa; Rotifera; Eurotatoria; Philodinida; Philodinidae
Source: the annotation of a GenBank genome assembly
AUGAUAUCACAAGUUCAAACAAAACAAAAUCUUUUUUUUUGUAUUACAAUUCGUACCAAAAAAGAAGAAAUAGUCCAUAAGAAUGGACGAGAACCAACUUCAAUAACAAAUUUAACAGGAAAACCUCUUUCAUUUUAUAUUAUUCAUCAUACUUAUCAACCUCCAAAUUGUUAUGAUGAUGAUGAAUGUAUUCAACGAGUACAAGCUAUUCAAUAUUUACAUCAAAAUGAUCAAGGAUGGGUAGAUAUUGGUUAUCAUUUUCUAGUUGGUGAAAAUGGAAAAGUUUGUGAAGGAAGAGGAUGGAAUCGUCAAGCUGCUCAUUCACCAGGAUGGAAUAAUGAUGCAUAUGGCACUUAUUUUUAUCUAUUAUUUGGAUGA